Molecule: messenger RNA, 1402 nt
Organism: Otolemur garnettii (small-eared galago)
Lineage: Eukaryota; Metazoa; Chordata; Mammalia; Primates; Galagidae
Gene: SGPP2
Product: sphingosine-1-phosphate phosphatase 2
Exons: 5
Coding region: 97-1299 (400 amino acids)
Biological process (GO): sphingosine metabolic process; phospholipid dephosphorylation
Cellular component (GO): endoplasmic reticulum membrane
Molecular function (GO): sphingosine-1-phosphate phosphatase activity
Source: RefSeq, a predicted model, not a curated record
CUCGGCGUGUGCCCAGAGGGAGCGGCGGAGCGAGCGGAGGGCACCUGGAGGCCCGGGGUGGCGGCGGCGGCUGCAGAACGCGGGCCGGGACGCACCAUGGCCGGACUGCUUCGGAGCCUGCAGGAUUCCCAGCUGGUCGCCCGCUUCCAGCGCCGCUGCGGGCUCUUCCCGGCGCUGGAGGAAGGCUCGGGGGAGAACGGCGCGGACCCCGCGGAGGGCGCGGCGCAGGCCCCCGGGGUCGGGCAUCUCUCAGCGGCCAACGGCAAGCGCGGCGGGGGCCCGGCCAACGGGCUGCUGCGGAGCGCCGCAGUCCCGCAGGCUUAUGUACAGAAGUACAUUGUGAAGAAUUAUUUCUACUAUUACCUAUUCAGAUUCUCAGCUGCUUUGGGUCAAGAAGUGUUCUACAUCACAUUCCUUCCCUUUACGCACUGGAAUAUCGACCCUUAUUUAUCCAGAAGGCUGAUCAUCAUUUGGGUGUUGGUGAUGUAUAUUGGUCAGGUGGCCAAGGAUAUCUUGAAGUGGCCCCGUCCUUCCUCCCCUCCUGUUGUGAAACUUGAAAAGAGAGUGAUUGCCGAAUUCGGAAUGCCGUCCACCCAUGCCAUGGCCGCCACGGCCAUUGCCUUCACCUUCCUCAUCUGUACUAUGGACAGAUACCAGUACCCUUUUGUUUUGGGACUGGCGGUGGCUGUGCUGUUUUCCACCUUGGUGUGUCUCAGCAGGAUCUACACCGGCAUGCACACGGUCCUGGAUGUACUGGGUGGCGUCCUGAUCACCGGGCUCCUCAUUGUCCUCACGUACCCAGCCUGGACACUAAUUGACUGCCUGGACUCGGCCAGCCCCCUCUUCCCCGUGUGCGUCAUAGUCGUGCCGUUCUUCUUGUGUUACAAUUACCCUGUGUCUGAUUACUACAGCCCUACCAGAGCGGACACCACCACCAUUAUGGCUGCUGGGGCUGGGGUGACUAUAGGAUGCUGGAUCAAUCAUUUCUUCCAGCUUGUGUCCAAGCCGGCCGAAUCACUCCCUGUCAUUCAGAACAUCCCACCGCUCACCACUGACAUGUUAGUUUUGGGUCUGACCAAAUUUGCAGUGGGAAUUGUAUUGAUCCUCUUGGUUCGUCAGCUUGUACAGAAUCUCUCGCUGCAAGUGUUAUACUCGUGGUUCAAGGUGGUCACCAGGAACAAGGAGGCCAGGCGGAGACUGGAGAUCGAAGUGCCUUACAAGUUUGUUACCUACACAUCUGUGGGCAUCUGUGCUACAACUUUUGUGCCAAUGCUGCACAGAUUUUUGGGAUUACUGUGAGCCUCAAACAGUUGGAAAUGAGCCCACUGGACAUGAGAAGCAAGACAUAGGAAAGUUGUAGGUGGGCAAGCGUUAACUCAUUUUUCUUAAAAAAAAAAAAAAA